Molecule: messenger RNA, 2466 nt
Organism: Aspergillus nomiae NRRL 13137
Lineage: Eukaryota; Fungi; Ascomycota; Eurotiomycetes; Eurotiales; Aspergillaceae
Exons: 4
Coding region: 1-2466 (821 amino acids)
Biological process (GO): fatty acid beta-oxidation; phenylacetate catabolic process
Cellular component (GO): mitochondrion; peroxisome
Molecular function (GO): acetyl-CoA C-acyltransferase activity
Source: RefSeq, a predicted model, not a curated record
AUGGCAUCUCCAAUUCCCCGGGGCCUCCGCCAGGUCCUCCAGAAGUCCCCCAAUGACAUUGUGAUCCUUUCCUCCCUGCGUACCCCCGUUACUCGCGCGAAGAAAGGCGGUUUCAAAGAUGCCUACCCCGAAGAGCUGCUCGCCAAUGUUCUGAAGGCUACCCUCGAAGCGAACCCCAAACUCGACCCCGCCCUGAUCGAGGAAGUCGCCAUCGGCUCCGUUCUCCAAGAGCUCGGCGGUGCGAAGGCUGGCCGUAUGGCUCAGAUCCACGCCGGCUUCCCUCACACGGUUCCAUUCCAUACCAUCAACAGACAAUGUUCGUCUGGUCUCGCCGCUAUUACCGCGAUCGGCAACGGAAUCAGGGCAGGUGCCCUGAACAUUGGUGUCGGUGGCGGAAUGGAGUCCAUGACCCGGAAUUACGGAUCUCGCGCGAUCCCCACCGUGCUCUGGCCCGAGCUCAAGGAGUCGCCGUCGAAGGACUCUCGGGAUUGCAUUAUGCCUAUGGGUCUUACCUCCGAGAACGUUGCUUCUCGUUAUGGUAUCUCGCGGGAGGAUCAGGAUGUCUUCGCCGCGGAGUCACACAAGAAGGCUACUGCUGCGCAGAACGCUGGUCUGUUCGACUCUGAAAUUGUGCCGGUCAAGACCCUCUCCUUUGACCCUGAAAACCCCGAUGCGCCCCCGAAGGAAAUUACCGUCACUAAGGAUGACGGGAUUCGCCCCAACAUCUCCGUCGAGAAGAUGGCCAGUCUGAAGCCAGCCUUCUCUCCGACUGGUGCCAGCACCGCCGGAAACAGCUCGCAGGUCAGCGACGGUGCUGCCGCUGCACUUCUCAUGCGCCGUUCCACCGCGACCGAACUUGGACUGACAUCCUCCAUCAAGGGCCGCUGGGUCGGCACCGCUGUUGCUGGUUGUGCUCCCGAUGAGAUGGGCGUUGGACCCGCGGUUGCGAUUCCCAAGCUCCUUCAGCAGCUCGACAUGAGCGUUUCAGAUGUCAACAUCUGGGAGAUCAAUGAGGCCUUUGCCUCCCAGGCGCUCUACUCGGUUCGUAAGUUGGGUAUUGACGAGGCCAAGGUCAACCCGAAGGGUGGUGCUAUUGCCAUCGGUCACCCGCUCGGUGCGACUGGAGCUAGACAGCUCGCCACUCUCCUGCCCGAGCUGGAGCGUACCGGCCAGGAAGUCGGUGUGGUCAGCAUGUGCAUUGGAACAGGUAUGGGAAUGGCUGUCCACGUGACCGAGUGCGUGGAAGAGCCUCCGAACGGGAAUCCUGAAACUUUUCGAAUGCUGGCUGAAGUCCGCAAUUCGUAUCACACCACCGCCAUGCGUCCCUCAUUGCGGCUGUUAAACCUGGAGGUAUCGUCCCUCCAGGGCUCUCGGACCCUCUACGUCUGCUCAGUGUGCAGACAAGAAGCACGCCCACGCCCAUUGGUCGCCCGGCAAUUCCUGCGCAAUGCGUCCAACGCAACCCCGAUCACCGAACGAGUGCGCCGCAAGAUCUGGGGUACAGACAACCCGCCCGGUCUGAAGGAUCCCUAUGGGGGAGAAGGAGUUCUGGAACGGAAAUUUAGGAAAGACCAGCCGGCUAGACAGGAGGAGGAGCCGGAGAACCUCACCCAGGCCUCCGAACAAACUCAAGUCGAGAAUGAAGCGGAGCUCGCUGCCGCUGAGGCGUAUGAGCCGGCAACCACAUGGGAGGGACUUCCGCGUGUGGGCCACUUGGGCAGGUGGUCUGACUUGCCUCCUACUGAGGCCGACGGAUAUGAAUCAUUUAUGCUCAAAAAGAAAGUCACCAAGAAGGGUCAAGUGUCCCUAGCCGCCCACCAAGCAGCAGUCGAAGUUUGCCUGAUGCACGCCCUGAACAAGCCUUUGUCGAAGGUUUGCGAUGUCGUCGAGCACGAUAAGUCGGUUUUCAAGAUGCUCUGGAAGUGCAAGAUCCAGCCCGGCCAAUGGAGCCAGGCCGUGGUUUAUCCUAGCAAGGAAGCCGAAAAAGCCCUCGUUUAUAUCUUCGAACAGAUCGGCGGUCAACCAGAGCCUGCCGUUGCACAAGAGACCGCGGAGGCCGAGGAGGCCGUCGAAGAGUCCAAGUGGGAAGACCUCGUGCCGGAGGUGAAUGUUCCCUUCUUCGGAUACGCUGAUGUUCGGGACAAGGGCUUCCUGUCUCUCCCAUUGGACGAUCCUGCUACGAAGUUCGCUUUCUUGAAGCGGUUCUCCCAGCUGAGCGGCCACUACCUCCCGGAUCCUGUCGUUCACUCGGUUGCCAACGUCGGACAGGUAGUUGAAUACAUCCAGUCGGCUCUUAACCCCAAGCCUAAGAAGCUGGCAGAAUACCUGGCCAACAGCCAAGGUCUCCACAACCUGCCCAACGUCAAGGUCUUUGCCAAGAAGCAGAAGCCAAUGGACCGGGACGAGGAGUUGGGCCGGAAGAAGGUCAUCGAGGCUGAGCUUCGCUCCAGAGGGCUUAUUGAGUAG